Molecule: messenger RNA, 6372 nt
Organism: Daucus carota subsp. sativus
Lineage: Eukaryota; Viridiplantae; Streptophyta; Magnoliopsida; Apiales; Apiaceae
Product: callose synthase 3-like
Exons: 44
Coding region: 235-6078 (1947 amino acids)
Biological process (GO): (1->3)-beta-D-glucan biosynthetic process
Cellular component (GO): plasma membrane; 1,3-beta-D-glucan synthase complex
Molecular function (GO): 1,3-beta-D-glucan synthase activity
Source: RefSeq, a predicted model, not a curated record
AGUACUGUUUUGUUUAUGUUUUGUUUUGCUUGAGCCCUUUGCUUUGAUGCUAAGUGUUAGCUUAAAGUUGCAGCAGAACACACACACGCGCACUUUAAUCUUUCUGAAUCUCAUACCUAGGGUUUAUCAGUUCUGAAUCUAGAUGUGUAAAGCUUUGCACAUGAGAUUCAUGUUACAUUCUGCAGCUUAGCUUCUUCUUUUUAUCUGCUGGGUUUUAUUUGAGUUGGUUGGAAAAUGGCAAACAGAGGGGGUGGCUCUGAGCAGCAGCCUCCAAGGAGGCUUAUGCGCACUCAAACAGCAGGAAAUUUGGGGGAAUCGAUAUUUGACAGUGAGGUUGUGCCUUCCUCUUUGGUUGAAAUUGCUCCUAUUCUUCGUGUGGCCAAUGAGGUUGAACCAAGCAACCCUCGAGUUGCUUAUCUUUGUCGAUUUUAUGCUUUUGAGAAAGCUCAUAGAUUGGACCCCACUUCUAGUGGACGUGGUGUACGCCAAUUUAAAACUGCUCUUCUUCAACGUCUCGAAAGGGAAAAUGAUCCUACUUUGAUGGGGAGGGUAAAAAAAAGUGAUGCACGUGAGAUGCAGAGCUUUUACCAGCAUUAUUACAAAAAAUAUAUCCAGGCCUUGCAAAAUGCUGCUGAUAAAGCUGACAGGGCACAACUUACAAAAGCAUAUCAAACGGCUAAUGUUCUCUUUGAGGUUUUAAAAGCUGUUAACCAGACGCAAUCUGUCGAAGUUGAUCGUGAGAUAUUGGAGGCUCAUGAUAAAGUAGCAGAGAAGACAGAAAUUUAUGUUCCUUACAAUAUUCUUCCUCUUGACCCUGACAGUGCAAAUCAGGCAAUUAUGAAAUAUCCAGAGAUCCAAGCUGCUGUUUAUGCUCUUCGAAAUACCAGGGGUCUUCCAUGGCCAAGGGACUACAAGAAGAAAAAAGAUGAAGAUAUUCUUGAUUGGCUGCAAGCGAUGUUUGGAUUUCAGAAGGACAGCAUUGCAAAUCAAAGGGAACACCUUAUCUUAUUGCUUGCAAAUGUUCACAUUCGACAAUUCCCAAAGCCUGAUCAACAACCGAAGUUGGAUGAACGUGCAAUAAAUGAAGUGAUGAAGAAACUGUUCAAGAAUUAUAAGAAAUGGUGCAAGUAUCUGGAUCGGAAGAGUAGUUUAUGGUUGCCAACAAUACAACAAGAUGUCCAACAGAGGAAAUUGUUGUACAUGGGUUUAUAUCUUCUUAUAUGGGGGGAAGCUGCCAACCUGAGAUUUAUGCCAGAGUGCCUUUGCUAUAUAUAUCACCAUAUGGCAUUUGAGCUCUAUGGCAUGCUAGCUGGCAAUGUUAGUCCUAUGACUGGAGAGAAUGUGAAGCCAGCUUAUGGAGGAGAAGAAGAAGCGUUUCUAAGAAAAGUUGUUACUCCAAUUUAUGAAGUAAUAGUGAAGGAAGCUGCAAGAAGCAAUAGAGGAAAAUCCAAGCAUUCACAGUGGAGGAACUAUGAUGAUUUAAAUGAAUACUUUUGGUCUGUUGACUGCUUCCGUCUAGGCUGGCCAAUGCGUGCUGAUGCUGAUUUCUUUUGUUUGCCUAUAGAACAGCUUCGGUUUGACAAAAGUUUGGAUAUUAAGCCAGCUAGUGGAGAUAGAUGGGUGGGAAAAGUUAAUUUUGUUGAAAUAAGGUCAUACUGGCAUGUUUUUAGAAGCUUCGAUAGAAUGUGGAGUUUCUUUAUAUUAUGGUUACAGGCGAUGAUAAUUGUUGCGUGGAAUGGUUCUGGCGCGCCAACCUCUAUCUUCGAGGCUGAUGUUUUUAAAAAAGUAUUGAGUGUAUUUAUAACUGCCGCAAUACUGAAGCUUGGGCAAGCUCUUCUUGAUGUGGCCUUUAAUUGGAAAGCAAGGCAAAGCAUGCCUUUGUAUGUUAAGCUUAGAUAUGUUUUGAAGGUUGUGUCAGCUGCUGCGUGGGUGAUAAUUCUACCUGUUACUUAUGCUUAUACAUGGGAGAAUCCCCCUGGACUAGCUCAAACCAUAAAAGGUUGGCUUGGGGAUAGCUCAAACUCUCCUACACUGUUCAUUUUGGCAGUCGUAGUCUAUUUGUCACCAAAUAUGCUUGCUGGGAUACUCUUUCUAUUUCCCAUAUUUCGUCGAUUCCUCGAGAGGUCGAACUACAGAAUUGUGAUGCUCAUGAUGUGGUGGUCACAGCCUCGACUUUACGUUGGCAGGGGAAUGCACGAGAGUUCAUUUUCUCUUUUUAAGUACACGGUGUUCUGGGUGCUCCUUAUAGUGACGAAAUUGGCUUUCAGUUAUUACUUGGAGAUAAGACCUCUUGUUGGCCCAACAAAAGCUAUCAUGAGUGUUCAUAUAUCUAUCUACCAAUGGCACGAGUUUUUUCCCCGCGCUAAGAACAAUAUCGGAGUUGUAAUUGCACUCUGGGCUCCAAUUAUUCUUGUUUAUUUCAUGGAUACCCAAAUUUGGUAUGCUAUAUUUUCUACUUUGUUUGGAGGUAUCUAUGGUGCAUUUCGUCGUCUUGGAGAGAUUCGAACUUUGGGAAUGCUAAGGUCGCGAUUUCAAUCAUUGCCUGGGGCUUUUAAUGCCUGUUUAAUUCCAGAGGAAAAAACUGAGCCAACUAAGAAGAAAGGACUUAAGGCCACUUUUUCGCGAAAUUUUGCUGCGAUUCCUUCUAAUAAGGAGAAAGAAGCUGCAAGAUUUGCUCAAUUAUGGAACAAAAUUAUCACUAGUUUCAGAGAAGAAGAUCUUAUCAGCAACAGGGAAAUGGAUCUGUUACUUGUUCCGUAUUGGGCAGACCGUGACUUGGACCUCAUACAGUGGCCUCCGUUUUUGCUUGCAAGCAAGAUCCCAAUAGCAUUAGACAUGGCUAAGGACAGCAAUGGAAAAGACCGAGAGCUGAAAAAAAGGAUUGAGGCUGACAAUUACAUGUCAUGUGCUGUUAGUGAGUGUUAUGCUUCAUUUCGGAACAUUAUUAUGGCUCUGGUUGAAGGUGCUCGUGAAACAGAGGUUAUUGACUACAUAUUUUCUGAAGUUGACAAGCACAUUGAAUCUGGUGAUCUUAUAAGUGAAUACAAAAUGAGUGCUCUUCCUAGCCUCUAUGAUCACUUUGUGAAGCUUAUCAAGUACUUGUUAGACAAUAAGAGGGAGGACAGGGAUCAAGUCGUUAUCCUUUUCCAGGACAUGCUUGAGGUUGUGACUAGAGAUAUAAUGAUGGAAGAUCAUAUUUCCAGUUUGGUAGAUUCGAUUCAUGGUGGAUCAGGACAGGAGGGGAUGACCCCUCUUGAUCAGCAACAUCAAUUAUUUGCAUCUGCUGGAGCAAUAAAAUUUCCAACCAGGCAAUCAGAGGCUUGGAAGGAAAAGAUAAAAAGAUUGUAUCUUUUACUUACGGUAAAGGAAUCCGCUAUGGAUGUACCAUCAAACUUAGAAGCUAGAAGGCGCAUAUCUUUUUUCUCCAAUUCACUAUUUAUGGACAUGCCUUCAGCGCCUAAAGUUCGGAAUAUGCUAUCUUUCUCUGUUUUGACUCCAUACUACACCGAAGAGGUGCUCUUCUCAUUGCAUGAUUUGGAAGUUCCGAAUGAAGAUGGGGUGUCCAUUCUCUUUUACUUGCAAAAGAUCUUUCCAGAUGAAUGGAAUAAUUUUCUUGAGCGAAUGAAGUGUAAUAGUGAAGAAGAACUUAGAAUGUUAGAAGAACUAGAAGAAGAAUUAAGGCUUUGGGCAUCAUACAGAGGCCAGACGUUGACUAAAACUGUAAGAGGUAUGAUGUAUUACCGCAAAGCCUUGGAACUUCAGGCCUUCCUUGAUAUGGCGAAAGAUGAAGAUCUUAUGGAAGGCUACAAGGCCAUUGAAUUAAGCGAGGAUCAGAUGAAGGGCGAAAGGUCCUUAUGGACACAAUGUCGAGCAGUUGCUGAUAUGAAAUUUACUUAUGUGGUUUCUUGUCAGCAAUAUGGGAUUCACAAGCGUUCUGGCGAUCCUCGAGCACUAGACAUUUUAAGGCUUAUGACCGUAUACCCGUCUCUUCGCGUAGCUUACAUUGAUGAGGUGGAAGAGCCUAGCAAGGAUCGGAAGAAGGUUAACCAGAAGGUGUAUUACUCUGCUCUAGUAAAAGCUGCCAUGACAAAGUCAGAUUCUUCUGAACCAGGACAAAAUCUGGACCAGGUUGUAUAUCGAAUAAAGCUUCCAGGACCUGCUAUCUUAGGUGAAGGAAAGCCAGAAAAUCAGAAUCAUGCUAUUAUCUUCACACGUGGGGAAGGCUUGCAAACUAUAGAUAUGAAUCAGGAUAACUACAUGGAAGAAGCCUUUAAAAUGAGGAAUUUACUUGAAGAAUUUCUGAAGAAACAUGAUGGUGUCAGACAUCCUACUAUUCUUGGUCUUCGGGAGCAUAUUUUUACUGGAAGUGUUUCUUCUCUUGCAUGGUUUAUGUCUAAUCAGGAGACAAGUUUUGUAACUAUUGGCCAAAGAUUAUUAGCAAACCCUCUGAAGGUUCGCUUUCACUAUGGCCAUCCAGAUGUUUUUGAUAGGCUGUUUCAUCUUACUAGAGGAGGUGUUAGUAAAGCUUCCAAGAUUAUUAACUUGAGUGAGGACAUUUUUGCUGGCUUUAACUCAACACUCCGUGAAGGCAAUGUAACGCAUCAUGAAUAUAUUCAAGUUGGGAAAGGUCGAGAUGUUGGCCUUAAUCAGAUCUCACUGUUUGAAGCCAAAAUAGCUAAUGGGAAUGGAGAGCAGACUUUGAGUCGUGAUCUCUACAGGCUUGGGCACCGUUUUGAUUUUUUCAGAAUGCUAUCAUGUUAUUUUACAACUAUUGGUUUCUACUUCAGUACCUUGGUAACUGUACUUACUGUCUAUGUAUUUCUUUAUGGGCGUUUGUAUCUUGUUCUUAGUGGACUUGAAGAGGGUCUGAGUACUCAACCAGCAAUUCGAGAUAACAAGGCACUACAAGUGGCUCUUGCUUCGCAAUCAUUUGUGCAAAUAGGAUUUUUGAUGGCAUUGCCUAUGAUGAUGGAAAUUGGCUUGGAAAGAGGUUUCCGGACUGCAUUAAGUGAAUUUAUACUGAUGCAAUUACAACUAGCACCAGUGUUUUUCACAUUUUCACUUGGAACUAAGACACAUUAUUAUGGAAGAACUUUACUUCAUGGGGGUGCAAAGUAUAGACCUACCGGCCGUGGGUUUGUGGUUUUCCAUGCAAAGUUUGCUGAAAAUUAUCGACUGUACUCCCGCAGCCACUUCGUCAAGGGACUCGAGCUUAUGCUUCUACUUGUUGUGUACCAAAUAUUUGGGAAAAGUUAUCGGGGAGCCCUGGCUUAUUUGUUGAUCACUGUAUCUAUAUGGUUCAUGGUGGGCACCUGGCUUUUUGCCCCAUUUCUCUUUAAUCCUUCUGGCUUUGAGUGGCAAAAGAUUGUUGACGAUUGGACUGAUUGGAACAAGUGGAUAAGCAAUAGAGGUGGUAUCGGUGUGCCACCAGAGAAAAGCUGGGAAUCAUGGUGGGAAGAGGAACAGGAACAUCUUCGACAUUCUGGGAAGCGUGGUAUCAUGGCUGAGAUAUUGUUGUCUUUACGAUUUUUCAUCUACCAGUAUGGGCUAGUGUAUCACUUGAACAUCACAAAGAAAACCAAAAGUUUUCUGGUUUAUGGCAUAUCGUGGCUGGUGAUAUUUUUGAUAUUGUUCGUGAUGAAGACUAUCUCAGUUGGACGACGAAAAUUCAGCGCAAAUUUUCAACUUGUGUUUCGGCUCAUCAAAGGAUUGAUAUUUCUUACUUUUAUUUCCAUCUUGGUAACCUUGAUCGCGCUCCCCCACAUGACGGUGCAGGACAUUAUUGUUUGUGUUCUUGCCUUCAUGCCCACCGGUUGGGGUUUGCUUCUGAUUGCACAAGCAUGCAAGCCUCUUGUUCAUCGAUGUGGUUUUUGGGGAUCAGUUCGAACACUUGCCCGAGGUUACGAGAUUGUGAUGGGUUUAUUUCUUUUCACUCCGGUCGCUUUUCUUGCAUGGUUUCCAUUUGUUUCAGAGUUUCAAACUCGUAUGCUAUUCAACCAAGCAUUUAGCCGAGGUUUGCAAAUUUCUCGCAUUCUUGGUGGGCAUAGGAAAGAUCGUGCAUCGAGGACCAAGGAGUAAUUUUGAAGGCAGAAUCAGAUACUGUAUUCAAUGCUUUUUAUAGGAAAAAAAGGGGAAAUUUUAAAUGUCACAGGAAGAAGUGUUUAUUUAGUUAAGUUUGUAAACUGUCAUUCCUCAAGUAAGCUGCUGGUGUAGAUGCAAGUAUGGGCAGCAAUUUUGGGUAUUUUGUGGAGAUGAAAAUUAUUUAGCAUUGUAGCAUUCCAUUGCCUUAUACAGAAACAAGUGAGGUUAAUACAUUGCCUUGUAUUCUGGUACUACUCGCUCUGUUCUGAGAUAUAGGUCUUUUGACACACA